Messenger RNA from Pteropus alecto (black flying fox), 3658 nucleotides. RefSeq names its product EH domain containing 4 (gene EHD4). The transcript is spliced from 6 exons. Gene Ontology annotation, molecular function: protein binding; calcium ion binding; GTP binding. Gene Ontology annotation, biological process: endosomal transport; endocytosis. NCBI's taxonomy places the organism in Eukaryota, Metazoa, Chordata, Mammalia, Chiroptera, Pteropodidae. The coding region runs from base 115 to 1740 and encodes 541 amino acids. Gene Ontology annotation, cellular component: plasma membrane; cytoplasm. The record is from RefSeq and is a predicted model, not a curated record.
CCGCGAGCGCAGCUGGGGCAGCUCAGGGCCAGCCGGGGAGGGUCGAACUCGGAGCGGGGUCGGAGUGAGGAGCCGGCGCUGAGAGGCAGGCGCGGGGCGCGAAGCGGCGGCAGCAUGUUCAGCUGGAUGGGAAAGCAGGCUGGCGGGCGCGAGCGCGCCGGCGGCGCGGACGCGGUGCAGACGGUGACUGGUGGCCUGCGUUCGCUCUACCUGCGCAAGGUGCUGCCGCUGGAGGAGGCGUACCGCUUCCACGAGUUUCACUCGCCGGCGCUGGAGGACGCCGACUUCGAGAACAAGCCCAUGAUCCUACUGGUGGGCCAGUACAGCACCGGCAAGACCACCUUCAUUAGAUACUUACUGGAGCAGGAUUUCCCAGGCAUGAGGAUUGGUCCAGAGCCCACCACUGAUUCCUUCAUCGCUGUGAUGUACGGGGAGACCGAGGGCAGCACCCCAGGGAAUGCUUUAGUCGUGGACCCCAAAAAGCCAUUUCGAAAGCUUAGUCGCUUUGGAAAUGCUUUCCUGAAUCGGUUCAUGUGCUCCCAGCUGCCCAAUCAGGUCCUGAAGAGUAUCAGCAUCAUUGACAGCCCUGGCAUCCUGUCUGGGGAGAAGCAGCGCAUCAGCCGAGGGUACGACUUCUGCCAGGUCCUGCAGUGGUUUGCUGAGCGGGUCGACAGGAUCAUCCUGCUCUUUGAUGCUCACAAACUGGACAUCUCGGACGAGUUCUCAGAGGCCAUCAAGGCCUUCCGGGGCCAGGAUGACAAGAUCCGUGUGGUGCUGAACAAGGCCGACCAAGUGGACACGCAGCAGCUGAUGCGCGUCUAUGGGGCCCUCAUGUGGUCGCUAGGCAAGGUCAUCAACACACCCGAGGUGCUGCGCGUCUACAUCGGCUCCUUCUGGGCGCAGCCCCUACAGAACACUGACAACCGCCGGCUCUUCGAGGCCGAGGCCCAGGACCUCUUCAGAGACAUCCAGAGCCUUCCCCAAAAGGCAGCGGUGCGCAAACUCAAUGACCUCAUCAAGCGCGCGAGGCUGGCCAAGGUACAUGCCUACAUCAUCAGCUACCUGAAGAAGGAGAUGCCGAGUGUAUUUGGAAAGGACAACAAGAAGAGAGAGCUUAUCAGCAGGUUGCCAGAAAUCUACAUUCAGCUGCAGCGAGAAUACCAGAUUUCUGCAGGGGACUUCCCGGAGGUCAAGGCAAUGCAGGAACAGCUUGAGAACUAUGACUUCACCAAAUUCCACUCGCUGAAGCCCAAGCUGAUCGAGGCUGUGGAUAACAUGCUGACCAGCAAGAUCUCAUCCCUGAUGAGCCUCAUCAGCCAGGAGGAGCUGAGCAUGCCCACGCAGAUCGUGCAGGGUGGUGCCUUCGAUGGCACUGCUGAGGGCCCCUUCAACCAGGGCUACGGGGAGGGCGCCAAGGAGGGCGCCGACGAGGAGGAAUGGGUUGUGGCCAAAGACAAGCCCGUCUAUGACGAGCUCUUUUACACCUUGUCUCCUGUCAAUGGCAAGAUAUCGGGCGUCAACGCCAAGAAGGAGAUGGUGACCUCAAAGCUGCCCAACAGCGUCCUGGGCAAGAUCUGGAAACUGGCCGACUGUGACUGCGACGGCAUGCUGGACGAGGAGGAGUUUGCCCUGGCCAAACACCUCAUCAAGAUCAAGCUGGACGGCUACGAGCUGCCCAACAACCUGCCCCCCCACCUCGUACCCCCCUCUCACAGGAAGUCCCUGCAGAAGGCUGACUGAGGGGCAGGCCUCCCACAGGGCAGGCAGUAUGGGGUGGGAAUCGGGGGACCUGAGCCUGAGACCCAUGCUGCCAGUGACUCACUGAGUGACCCUGGGCAAGGCACUGCCUUCUCUGUGCCUCAGUUUCCUCAUCUGUAGAAUGGGGAGGGCAGACAGUGGACACUAGAUAUGGUCCUUUCACCUCUAAAAUUCCCUGAGUUUCUAUUAAAAUAUUGGGGGGAGGGAGUAGAUAAAGAGAUUGUAGGGUUGAAGAGAAAUUGACCAAAGAGUACUCAGAAGCCUAGAGAGACGCAGGUGUGGAGGUGGGCUUGGUGGAGUCCCAGGAGCACGGGGUGUGAGCUAGGGGCACUGCUGGAGCAUGAGUCUGCUGGGCUUCCCUGGACCACUCAUCAUUAUGAACCUAUCUGUGCCUCAGAGGGCACCGGGAGGGAGCAAAGAUGAUCUUAUUUAUUUUGUUUCCUGCUAUACUUAGAGUGGAAAAAAAAAUAGAUCAGAGAGAGUUUCUUUUCUCUCCAAACUGUCUACCAAAGAGAAGGCAGCUGUUGCCCGAGGUUUGAAAGAAGGAUGGACAGUGUCUGUGUGCGCCCUGUCCCUUCUGCAGACUCUAGCCGAGCAGAAGAGGCAGCCAGGCCAAAGAGAGCGUCUGUCCCAGCACCCCACUGACUGGCCUUCCCAGCAAAGUUGUAUUUGGUUAGGAAUUUGAAUGUAUAACCUUUAUUAAUCCCCUGGUAAGAUUUCCAGUGUUUAAAUCAUGCUGAAGUCUAAAGAGUAGCUUUUCUUACUGGUCUAUCCAAAAAUUUAUAGCAAAGUCUAUUUAUCGUACUUAAACUACAGUAAGGAAAAGGGGUGGUUCUCCCCAGUCAUCAGUUUAGUGUGGUUACAUGUCCCCAAGGCUCCUCGGUCGAUGGCAGAACUUAAACUCAGCAAAAACAUAUCUUGGUGCAUGCAGCGUCCUGGGCCUGUGGACACAAAGGGGAAUGAGAGGCCAGCCUGCCCUAAGCUAUCAGAUAGGAAAGAAUAGUCAACUAGUUUAGACACUUUUUAUUUUUUAAAAAUAGGCAUUUUUACUAUAAAAUAGUCCACUUUUUUUUCUUCAGGAUAAAAGCCUUUAUACAGAAACAGGAUGGAAACUUUCAUAUAAAACCUUUUCUUCGAAAGGCUUUGUGGUUCAUAUCAUGACUGCCUGUCAUGAGGUAUGGGCACAUCCCUGUACAUCGGCUCCCUGGUUCUCUCCCAGGUCCCCCGUGUCAACCCCUCUGGACCACGCACUCAGAUGCCUGCAUCAGGUGGAGGUGGUUAAUGCUCACUGCCACCCUCCCUGCUAUGUGGGCUCCAGCUCCGGGAUGCAGUGCCUUUCACCAUUAGUUAUGCAAUAGAAGAAGACAGACAUGAGAUAGUGAUGGUUGCAUGACAUGGGGCCCUGCCAGCACCAGAAAUCAACGAAAUCAGAACAGUCCCACCUGAGCUUUUCAAAAAACACUUUUUUUUUCUCUUGACACCUUUGACAUCAGGGUCGGAACUGUAGACUUAAGAGAAAUUUUUUACCUUAGAAAAGCAUAUAUCCAGAUGCCAGCCCUCACACUCCCUAGCUAACUUCCUAAAUAAUUUAGUUUUAAGAGAAGUAAAUGCAGAAUAUGGUUUUUAGUCUUAAUGAGCCCUUUUAAAUUAGACACAAAGAAAAGAGACGUUUAUAAUUCCAGUACUGUAAUAUGAGCAGAUAGUUCUGUGAAUGCGUAGGACUUCCUAAGAGUCUAAACACAGUGGAAUCCACCAAAAGGCAAAAUUGAGACAAAAGAGAGAGUUCAUUUGCCCAUAGAUUUGGAUAUGCCAAAGUUAGCUGAUUUUCCCUUCAGAAACAUCUUUCUUCUUUAACUCUGCUUGAUUAUCAUACAUAUAUAAAGAUAAAUAUAUACACAUA